GACAUUUUGCUCCGUCGCGAGCCAAGCGAAUUCAAAACCCUCGUCUCCGGCGGCGGCGGCGACGGCGAGGCGGCGGAGAUGAACGUGUUCGCGGGGGUGGGCGGGGGCGCGGCGGGGAAGGAGGCGGGGACGGUGGGCGGCGGGGCGCUGCUGGAGCUGACGCCGCACAAGCUGGCGCUGUGCCACCUCGUGCAGGUGUUCGCGCCGCCGCCGCAGGCCGGGGUCUCGGCCCCCGCGCUGCCCUUCCCCUUCGAGUCCGUCGCCCACCACAACCGCCUCGGCCUCUUCCUCUUCGCCCUCACCCGCUCGUGCGAGGAUUUUCGGGAACCUCCACUGGAAGAGCUUCUAAGGCAGCUGAAGGCAGUUGAUGCUUUGGUUAAUGGCUGGCUCUGUGAGCAGCUUACAAGUACCCUUUCAGCGCUUACUUCACCGGAUGAUCUGUUCAACUUCUUUGAUAAGCUACGAGGCGUUCUGUCUGCGCCAGAAGGUGCAAAUGUGGAAGACGAAUUUCUGGAUCCAAAUAGUCAGCUUGGAGUUUUUCUUCGUUGCUGUAUACUUUCCUUCAAUACAAUGACCUUUGAGGGUGUCUGCCAUCUUUUGGCAAAUCUUGUGGAGUAUUGUAACUCCGCUGACACCUCAUACGACUUGGCAGAAGAUGAGGACUUCAACAGUGAAAUGGAAAUGAGCAACUUCAUGGAUACAAAUAUGCAUGUUAGAGAUGGUGUAUUUGACAAAUACAAUCAAGGUUAUGCCCCUAGGAGCCAUAUGGUAGACAGCUCGUCAUCUCUAGUACAUGCUCCAGCCUCACUCCAUGAUUUUGAGGAAGCUAAUAUGUUCAAGGCAGAUGAUAACCUGGGUCCAACUUGUCUGAGGUCAAGAUGGCAAUUAGAGGCAUAUCUUAACCAACAAGCUGAUAUUCUUGAGAAGGAUCCUAGUUCGGUGCCUUUGAAUUCAUUUAAUGCUACUAUGAGUCAACUUCAGAAAUUAGCUCCAGAGCUCCAUCGUGUCCAAUUUUUGCAGUAUUUGAAUGCUCUUACCCAUGAUGACUACGUUGCUGCAUUAGAUAAUCUUCACCGCUAUUUUGAUUACAGUGCAGGGAUGCAAGGACUUUUCAGUCGUACCGCGUCUCCAUUCCAAGAUAUUAUAGUUGGGAAGUAUGAGAGUGCUUUGCUCUGCUUAGGUAACUUGCACUGUUAUUUUGGACAUCCGAAGAAAGCCUUAGAGGCAUUCACAGAAGCAGUGCGUGUUUCCCAAAUGAACAAUGAUGAUUCAUGCCUGGCCUAUAUAUUAGGAGCUAUUUCCAAUCUGUUAUCAAAGAUAGGCAUGUCAAGCACAGUUGGAACAAUUGGUUCUCCUUAUUCACUUGGAAAUAACAUCGGAUUAGGCACACCGCUGUCCAUUCAGCAACAGCUGCUUGUUCUUUUAAAGAGAUCACUUAAGCGAGCUGAUACCUUGAAACUUACAAGCUUGCUGUCCUUUGAUCACCUUUCUCUUGCAAAAUUUGAUCUGAAGCAUGUCCAAAGGCCUCUGGUGUCCUUUGGCCCUAAUGCUUCCACAAAGCUUAGAACAUGUCCUGCAGAUGUCUGCAAGAAUUUGAGAUUAAGUUCACGUGUGUUGACUGACUUUGGCACAGAUGGCUUAUCAGCAUCAAAUGAUAAUGGUAGUUUUAGUACUUCAUGGCUUAGGAAUCUGUCUGCUGCUUCUAAUUCUUGGUGUAGCAGCUCGAAAAAAUCUGGAAAACUACUUACGAAUGACUUCGACAAUUUCCAUUUUCAUGCACAACCAAGUCCUAUACCUGCAUCAGUAUUGCAAUUAGCUGGCUCAGCUUAUUUGCUGAGGGCCACUGCUUGGGAACACUACGGGAGUGCUCCGAUGGUUCGAAUGAAUUCGUUGGUCUAUGCAACCUGCUUUGCUGAUGCUGCAAGUUCAUCAGAGCUGUCGCUAGCAUAUGUCAAGCUAAUUCAGCAUUUAGCAACUUUCAAAGGGUAUUCAGCGGCAUUCUCUGCUCUCAAGCUUGCUGAAGAGAAGUUCCCGUUGUCAGCAAAUUCACAUAUCCAGCUUCUUAAAAUGCAAUUAUUGCACGAGCGUGCUCUGCAUCGAGGACACCUGAAAGUUGCGCAACAGAUCUGUGAUGAGUUUGCUGUGUUGUCAUCUUCUGUUAGUGGAGUCGACAUUGAGCUCAAGACAGAAGCUAGGUUACGGCAUGCUCGCACGCUUCUUGCCGCAAAACAAUUUAGUCAGGCAGCAAAUGUGGCAAAUUCUCUUUUCUCUACUUGCUACAAGUACAACAUGCAGGUGGAGAAUGCAAGUGUUCUUUUAUUACUUGCAGAGAUACAGAAAAAUUCUGACAAUGCAGUCCUUGGGCUUCCUUACGCAUUAGCUAGUCAAUCAUUCUGCAAAUCAUUUAACUUAGAUCUGCUUGAAGCCUCGGCUACACUAACUCUUACUGAAUUAUGGCUGGCUCUUGGAUCAACCCAUGCAAAGAGGGCCUUGAGUCUUGUUUGCCAAAGCCUUCCAAUGAUCCUUGGUCAUGGUGGACUUGAGCUGCGCGCUCGAGCUCACAUAGUUCUUGCAAAAUGCUAUCUGUCCGAUCCAAAAUUCUCAGUUUCCGAAGACCCUUCUGCUGUUCUAGAUCCUCUGAACCAAGCUGCGGAAGAUCUGGAGGUUUUGGAGUACCACGAAAUGGCGGCAGAAGCAUACUACCUAAAGGCAAUGGUCUACAACAAUCUAGGAAAACUGGAUGAGAGGGAGGAAGCUGCAGCUUCUUUCAAGGAGCACACACUCGCCCUUGAAAACCCAUAUAACGAAGAGGAUUCACUUGCUUGCUGAUACUAUCAACUGAAAUGGCAAGCUCAGCUCCCGUUUGUCCAGCAGAAUGCCUUGCUGAGAAGAAGAAGGCGGCGUCAGCAGAUCGGUGGUGCAUCCAUGGAUGAUUGAUCAGUCUACAUAUGCCCCCUGUGCAUGCAUUGGUUGCAUUACGAGCCCAACCAAAUGGCUACAUGGAAAGUCGGAAACGAUCAGCAUCUGAUGUUAAUUUGCUAGCUGCUGCAAUCCAAUCGCACUUUCAUUUUCAUCCUUUUUCUUUUUGCCAAGCUACUACUGUACAUACAUGCCAUGGUUUGGUUUGAUAAUUUGACAAGAUAUGAUGGCCAUGGCUACUGUCCUGCUGACAACUACUGGACAUAUAUAUGCGUGUUGAUGAUGUUCUUGUACGUUUCGUACCUUUUGUUAGUGGCACAUGCUCAUAUUAUGCGUUACGCUCAUGUAAAUAUUUUCGAUCCAUACAUAUAUAUAUUCUCGAUCGCUACUUUCCUUUCUGUCUCAA
Oryza sativa Japonica Group (Japanese rice) is the source of this 3325-nucleotide messenger RNA. Its product is annotated as anaphase-promoting complex subunit 5. Gene Ontology annotation, cellular component: anaphase-promoting complex. The record is from RefSeq and is a predicted model, not a curated record. Gene Ontology annotation, biological process: anaphase-promoting complex-dependent catabolic process; positive regulation of mitotic metaphase/anaphase transition; protein K11-linked ubiquitination. NCBI's taxonomy places the organism in Eukaryota, Viridiplantae, Streptophyta, Magnoliopsida, Poales, Poaceae.